CUUUUCAAUACAAGACAAUCCCAUAUUAUACAGGACAGGGACAACCCUACUCUAGAUACUAGUUAGUUAGCUGUAGUUAAACACUAACUUUACCCAUUUUAAUGUCCUCAACAUGUAGAUGUGGACUGCAGUGUCACUUUAACCAUAUUGUCUAACUGGUGUUUGUACUUUCAGUAUUUAUAAAAAUGAGAAGGUUCAGUGAAAGCUUUGAGGACGUGUUUGAUCAUUUGUGUGAGUUCAUUAUGUUUUAUUUUAUUUCCUUUAGUAUCAGCUGUAAUUCACUUGGAGUAAAAAGUUGGUCACCUCUGUUCUCAGCGCUCAGUUCAGAAACCUCCAAUCUGAGAGAACUUCAUCUGACUGUGGAAACACUGUAUCUGUCUGGGUAUUAUCUAGGAGACUCAGGAGUGAAGAUUCUCUGUGCUGGACUGGAGAAUCCUCACUGUAAAGUGGAGAAACUGAAGUUAUGUAGGUGGGAUGUCUCAGAUGAAGCCUGUGCUGCUCUGACUUCAGCUCUGAGAUCAAACCCCUCACACCUGAGAGACCUGAAUCUGUCCUGUAAUAAACUAGGAGACUCAGGAGUGAAGAUUCUCUCUGCUGUACUGGAGAAUCCUCACUGUAAACUGGAGAAACUGUGGUAAGAUCAUCUCUCUGAGCAUCACAUGACCUUCUCCUCAGUAAGACACAUUCUCUAAUAGUGAGACUGAAGCAGAAGUUUUAGGUUCAUCAUCAAUGUCCUGUGAUUGUUUCUUUUCACUGCACACUGAUGAUUUCUCACAGACUCUGAUGUGACUGCAAUGUGUCUGAAAUUACUGUGAAAUUUACUAAAACAUUGGAACUAAUCACACAAACUGGAGCUGGGACACAAACUAAAUUUACUGUGUGAGCUGCAGUGUUUAAAAGCAGAACUGACAUGGAAAUGAAUAGAACUUGGAGACUAAAUUUACACAAGAGUCUCUGGUCAGCUCACACUAUCAGAAUAUAUGUGACUGUGUGUGUUGGAUGUAAUAAUGUCACUCAGAGAUCAGGUGGAUGGUCACUCGGGGUCACUUUACUGUAUCUGGGGUAAAACAGCACCAAAAGGUUUAUCAUACAGUGCAUCAGUGUCACAUUGGAAAUCUUAACUGAAUAAACAGAAGCUCUGAGUUUACAAGCAGGACAAUUAACACACUCUUCAUACUCAAACACAACUAGGAGCUGACUGACAAAAUAAGUAAAGUUUUGUGUAGUUUAUAGUUCAAACUUGGGCUUGAAAAUGAUCCAAACUUAAUUAUUAAGACGGAGCGAUCAUUGAUGCGACUUACCAGCAGGAGGUGCUAUAAGACUCUGAUUAUAAAGCUCCGCCCCACAACAUCAUGUUGCACAUCCACAAGUGACAACAGCCAAUGGGGAGUUUCCCAAUUUAUGCUGAAAUUAAUAACAAAAUUUUUAUAAAGAUUUGUUGGAUUUACCCUCCAUCAGGGGGAAGAAGGGCUGCGUGAUGAAGGUUAAAAUGAUCAAGAGGUAGUUAUCUGUCAGCUAUCAGCUUUUUUAUUUCAAUUAUUUUCACUUAUGAAUUUUUUACAGUCAAAUCAGUAAAACUUGUUAUAAACAGAAGAGAAAUAAAGAAGUUCUGUGUAUUAUAAUAUAAGAAGAUGUAAAAUUGUGUUCAGUGUACAAGUGGGUCUGUUUUACACUCUAACUGUUAUAAUAAAAUUAAAUUGUAAUAAGA
Tachysurus fulvidraco (yellow catfish) is the source of this 1708-nucleotide messenger RNA. RefSeq names its product ribonuclease inhibitor-like. The transcript is spliced from 2 exons. Gene Ontology annotation, molecular function: protein binding. The record is from RefSeq and is a predicted model, not a curated record. NCBI's taxonomy places the organism in Eukaryota, Metazoa, Chordata, Actinopteri, Siluriformes, Bagridae. Bases 186 to 638 code for a protein of 150 amino acids.